Molecule: messenger RNA, 770 nt
Organism: Capsaspora owczarzaki ATCC 30864
Lineage: Eukaryota; Filasterea; Ministeriida; Capsasporidae
Exons: 2
Coding region: 327-614 (95 amino acids)
Biological process (GO): GPI anchor biosynthetic process
Cellular component (GO): endoplasmic reticulum membrane; dolichol-phosphate-mannose synthase complex
Source: RefSeq, a predicted model, not a curated record
GCAGAGUCGGGCUUCUGGGCAAUGGCAAUGGGCACGGCGUAGAUGCUUGUCGCGAGCGAGACAAUCACGCAGAAGGCAACGACGGCCAGCGACGCACUCAAAUGCUUCAUCUCAAUGGAAAAUCAAAGGAAAAUCAAGAGGAAAAAAAGGAUUGAGCUGGAUUGUUACGAAUCGGGAUUACGAGCAGAGGUAAGGAUUUGCUUGAGUUUCGCUCCAUAGCAUUUCAUGAACUAGCCUUUUGGUCGCUUCAUCAUUCAGUCGUCCUUUUGGCUUCGCUCCAAACCCCCCCCCCCCCGCCUUCAUUCCUUCCUCACACUUGUUACACAAUGGCGACCAAGCUGCAGCAGUUCACGCUCGUGUUUGGCUUUGUCUCUGCCGUCUGGACGGUCUUCCUGCUCAACCUGCAGCCAGCCGCGCUCAAGCCGUCGCCCGCCGUCAGCCAGAUCAUCCCGGCGCUGCCGUUCGUCGCACUCGUCGCGUUCUGCGCAUACUCACUCAUGGCCAUCGGGUACCGAUUGGCAACCUUCAACGACUGCAACGAAGCCUCGCAGGAGCUCCAGCAGGAGGUCAAAUUGGCGCGCGCAGACCUGAGCGCAAAGGGCUUCAAGUUCUGAGCAGCGCAGCAGCUUUACUGUAUCCUGUAGUGUUGUUGUCGAAUGUUGAAUAGAUGAGGAAUUUUGCAUGGAUCCUUGUAUGGAUGGGUGGUCCCCCCGAUUCCGCAUAUGUUGAACAAAGGAUGGGCAGCUCAAACCGCUCAUCGUCAAUGUCGU